GAAAAAGCGAUCCUCGGGAGAUAAGACCCUUAUGACAUGGUUCCACCUGACGGGAGAAGCUUCUCAUCUCGGAGACAAGACUCUAAAUGCAUUUGGAGAUGCUCUAACUCCGGAGUAAGUAUUGUAACUUAAUCCCUCCUCGUCCCGCACUGGAAAUGCCACUCACUCUCCCCCGGCCGGAACGAACUACCCUCGCAAUACAACGGCAGCCGUCAACAGUCCCCUCAGCUUCAUCGCCUACCAGCACUUCCUUCCCCUUCCAGAAACGUAUAGUUUCGGCAGGUCAUUCCGCUCACGCUCGUCAUAGUGCGUACGGACAUAGCCCACACCCCACACCCCGUACCCCGCAGCCGGGCAUGUCACUCGUACGCCGGCACGCGAGGACAUGGCUUCGUGCAAGCUUUGGUGCACGCACUGGUCCGUUCACGGGGCACGCACCACCUGAGCCUAGAGCAGCUAGACUCUGCUUUCCUCCGGGGUGGCUCUCGUAUAGCUUGAAUGGCAUAUUUCUGAGCCUUCAGGAUCACACCUGGUACGGCUGUGGAUGGUAUAUUGCUGGACGGGGCACGUAUCUUCGCUAUGUCAGUUUAUCCAGGGGAGGGGACUGCUCUUUCGGUUUGAUGCGGCUAUAGAAAGUCCGUUGCAAUGAUAUAUGAGUGAGUCACUCUUGUGUUUAGCUGUGUUCUAUGUAGCCCACGACCGGGAUCAGAGUACACGAAAAG
Aspergillus fijiensis CBS 313.89 is the source of this 722-nucleotide messenger RNA. RefSeq lists its product as uncharacterized. The transcript has a single exon. The record is from RefSeq and is a predicted model, not a curated record. Lineage: Eukaryota; Fungi; Ascomycota; Eurotiomycetes; Eurotiales; Aspergillaceae. The coding region runs from base 156 to 632 and encodes 158 amino acids.